Lethenteron reissneri (Far Eastern brook lamprey) is the source of this 2471-nucleotide messenger RNA. RefSeq names its product endoplasmic reticulum-Golgi intermediate compartment protein 2-like. Gene Ontology annotation, cellular component: COPII-coated ER to Golgi transport vesicle; membrane; endoplasmic reticulum. Gene Ontology annotation, biological process: endoplasmic reticulum to Golgi vesicle-mediated transport; retrograde vesicle-mediated transport, Golgi to endoplasmic reticulum. The record is from RefSeq and is a predicted model, not a curated record. Lineage: Eukaryota; Metazoa; Chordata; Hyperoartia; Petromyzontiformes; Petromyzontidae.
GACGGGAGAGGAUGGGGGUCGUCAUCCCGGACACAUCGCUCCAUUGUCGCGACGUUAUCCAUCAUGCGCCGGAGAAGGCUACUCGGUGCGAUUCCGAGCCGGAGAUUUCAUCUCAUCAAGGAGUUGGACGCCUUCCCCAAGCUCCCCGAGGGCCUCCGUGAGACAUCUGCCCUGGGGGCAGCCGCCACACUCUGGAGCAUCGCCUUCAUCUCCCUGCUGCUGCUGUCCGAGUUUCGGGAGUUCCGCUCCACACACAUGCGCUACUCAUUCAGGCCAGACCACGAGCACAACGCGUCACUGCUCAUCAAUGUAGACAUCACAGUGGCCAUGGCAUGCAAGUAUAUAGGAGGGGAUGCUGUGGACCUCUUCGGUAACUAUGCAGGCUCACUGAACGAGGAACCGGCCUACUUCGAUCUGAGCGAGAACCAGCGGAGGUGGCAGGAGAGAGUGCAGGCUCUCAAGGUGCGCCUCGCUGUCGAGCAGGGCCUGCAUGACGUGCUCUUCAAGGAGGGCUUCAGCGAGCGCAUGCCGCCCAGGGAGGAGAGCAGUGGGGGGGAGCUGCCGGACCGCGAGCCGGACGCGUGCCGCAUCCACGGCACGCUCAUCACCAAGAAGGUGCCCGGAAACUUCCACAUCGUCCCCGGGAAGUCACGGGGGCACCGCCACGGACACGCGCACAUCCUGCACUACAUGUUGCCCGAGGAAAGCUUUAACUUCUCGCACCGCAUCGACGAGCUGUCGUUCGGGCAGCGCGCGCCGGGCAUCGUCAACGCGCUCGACGGGGACGCGCGCACGGCCACACGAGAGAUGCAGAAGUUCCAGUACUUCCUGCAGGUGGUGCCCACGUGCGUGCGCACCCGGAGCGCACACGUCGACACGCAUCAGUACUCCGUCACGGAGCAGCACGUGGUGGCAGACACUGACUACUCACCAGGCCGUUACCGCAGGCACACCGUCCCAGGGAUCUUCGUGCGCUUCUCGUUCGCCCCGCUGCGCGUGCUCGUGGCGGAGGAGAGCGUCUCGUACGCGCACUUCGCCGUGAGGCUCUGCGGUCUCGCCGGAGGCAUCUUCCAGACCUUGGGUACGCGGGAGGGGGGGGAAGGCGGCUCGAGUCGUGGUGGCCUCGUCCGCUGGCGUGGACUCCCCCCAACCCUCGCUCUCCUCUCGGUCUCACGCGCGGACUGCUUCAGCUCGACGAGAAGAGCGUGCUUGCUGAAAUGAGUUUUGCGUUGAUGAUCACAGUGACGCCACGGGCGAUGCGUUCUCAUCGCACGUGGGAAGAUAAGCAAGGUUGAGGCUGGAGAACGCUCGGGUGACUUAUCACAGGCAAGAGACAAGUGUCGUCGGCAUUGUGGGCAACCCUCCUCCCACCACCCGGGACAGCUCCGGCUUAAAUGAAGCUCUGAUCUGCAGAGGACGUUCCCUUUACACAAAUUGAAUGCACUCGGCAUUAUCAGUCUUAGCAUAAUCACUUUUAAAAAUCCAUCGGAUGAUAAAGAGUUUUGUGCGUGUUUAUGACCAUAAUAAAAAUAAUCUAUUUUGAGCAAGAGCAUGUUAAAGGCUUACACGCACACGCCUAAUACACGAUUAGGAUUGUUUUAAUGAACACAUGGCGCACGAGAACCAUCGAGACAUCAGAGAACCUGGCCUCGAACCGAGGAUCAGUCUCGGUGACGCUGCCAUGGGACCCCCCCCCCCCCCCGCAGGGCACUCGGUCGGCCGUACAACGAGCGUCUAUGAACCAACACGAACUUGGUGGCAUGCCGUGAACUCCGAUGGUGAUGCUCGCAGCGGCGGCAGAUAUUGGCUCAGCCAUCGAACGGACACGGCGGUGACCGCUUUCAGAACCCACUGGGGAGCUGUGCGCUUUUAAAUCUCGUCUUGAUUUGAAGCUUUCGUGACUGCAGGAAUCCAUACUCUCUGCCUCUUUCAGUAAAGUCACGCAGGUAGAAAAAAUAACAAAAGAAAACACGUUUCGGUCGUCCUGAAGACGGACGCUUGUGUUGCGACUGAAACGUCUUGUUUUUGUUUUGUUACUUUUAAAUCUAGAUUGAAAACUAAUUUCUUAAGAACUGGUUUUUGUGUUUAGGUUGAUGUCCUUCCCCCGCACCUCCGAUUAGUACAGCUGGCUACGUGCGGUGCGAAAGAAGUUCAACAUGUCCAACAACUAAAAUUCCCCGUGUAGCCUGAAUAGACUAUUUGAGCAAGUGCUGUUAGCGAGCACCUAUGAAGGCCAACACGGCUCACGAGGGGGUCGGUGGCCAGCACUACGCCCGCCUGCCUUUGUCUCCCCAGUUGUGAUGUUUUACACACCACACCAAGCACUCAUGUGACGCUGAGUCGACCUAGGGGAGGCCCAGGACCGAUUCAGAUAAUCGUUACUGGUGUUGGCUGUGAGCGGGAAUCAAACUCGGGUCGCCGGGUUCGUAGUCCAGCGCGCUAACCGCUACACCACCGCUCCCCACAUAUAC